UUUUUAAUAAAAUCCGUUUAAGGAAUAAAUAAUGAAAAUUGUAACUUAAAAAAUCUUUUUAAGUACGAAUAAAAAAAAAUUUCAUUAUAAAAUACAACUGAACUUCAUUUCCCUUCCUUAAACAAACUAUUAUUUUUUAUCUACUAUACAUUAUUAAAAUUUUGCUUUUUUACUGAAUUUGCAAAGAAAAAUUAAGCAAAAUGGUGGGUCACCGACUAAAUUCUCCACUAGCAGAAACACCAAAUGCUAAGGAUUAUAUUGAUGUUAUGUGUGAAAUAAGGAAACUUGGCAUUUUCAAUGAAUUUGAAGAGAACACUCCAACUAUUGUUGUAUUUGGUGAUCAAUCAAGUGGUAAAAGUUCUGUUCUACAACGUUUGACUGGUGGUUUACCAAUGCCAAGGGGAUCCACAAAAUGUACGGCUACACCUUUCGAAAUACGUAUGUUACAAACUGAGGAACCGUUACGUAAAAUCUCAUUACGUUACAUAGAAGAUAAAAAUAGUAAACCGAUAACUCCAAGGGAAAUCCCGUUUGCUAUUAUAACAGAUUUGGAUGAGGAUGAAAUAGAAGAAAAAUUGCGCGAAGCUCAACGUUACGUACAGAAUCCGAGUAUUACAGAUGUUGAAAAUACACGAUUGCCACCUGAUUCCGAUGAGUUAGCUUUUACAAAAAAUGCUGUAUGUGUUACAAUCAGCGGUCCAGACCAGAUGUACAGUUUAUCCAUGGUCGACUUGCCAGUUGUAAGAAACGAUGAAAGCCACGAACAAUUCGUAUUAUCUUUGGUAAAAGAAUAUAUUAAAAAAGAAUCGGCAAUUUUGGUUCCAAUAUUUCAAGCAACUUCUGAUAUAGCUACACAAUGCGCAUAUCGUCUUGCGCGUGAAGCAGAUCCUACCGGUCAACGUACAGUGGGCGUCUUAACGAAAAUGGAUCGUAUUGUCGAUUAUCCAAAUGAUGACGAAAAACAUCUUGAACUUUCUACUCUUGUAAAAGGUCAAGGGGAGCACAAACUUGUAAAUGGUACUUACGUUAUAAGAAAUCCUACCAAUUCAGAAAUGCGUGAGGAUCCAGAUGAGUUGGAAAAAGCGACAGUCAGAGCUCUUAAACAGAAUAGGAUUUGGAGAGAGGUGCCAUCUGAUCGAUUUGGUUUACAAAAUUUGACUAUAAAAUUAAGCGAUUUACAACGAAAGGCACAUGAACGGACAUGGCCAAGAAUACACCCUUUUUUGGAAGAUCGUAGAUCUGAAUUUCAAGAAAAAUUAAAUGCACUACCACUACCACCCGAUGGAAAUCCUACUAACCGGUUCUUAGAAUUAAUUGGAAUAUUUGAUAAAUUGUUCACUUCUCAUGCAAAUGCUGAAAAUGUAGAUCAUAAGUUAUAUCGUGGUCAACAAUGGAAUUUUGGUCAAUUUGACCAAGCAUUAUUGAACACUCGUCCAAGAUAUAAACUCGCGUUUGACGGAGAGUCAAUAAACGAAAUGUUUGAUCCUAUAAAACCCGGUUCAUUACAGUAUCGUGGAUGGACACAAAAAUUAAAAGAUGAAAUUAUGGCUGAUAACUGGGGUGGGACGGAUGAUAGUUAUUCUAGUGAGUAUGUUUGGGAAUUAGAUCAACUAUGUGAAACUGUACAAGAAAGUCAAGGUGGUCAAUUGGUUGGGUAUUUUCCAUAUAAAGCCGUAGUUGCUAUUGUUGCGAAACAUCAAAAAGAUUGGUCGGUGAUUUCAACCAAAUUGUUAGAUAAAAAUCACGAUUGGGUCAGGCAAUUCGUUGAUGAAAUGGUAGAAUCGAUCUUUAGAGAAUUUCCAAAUGCUGUCGAAGAAAUUAGGAGAAUUUUACGUCAUUUAUUAAAACAAUGUAAAGAUGAAACAUUGAAACACUUAAAGGACCUUCAUAAAAUGGAACACAUGUCAGCUAGCAGGGCCCUUUAUGUAACCGAUGAAGCCAGUCUCCUUAAAAAACAAUCAAAAUAUUUUAUUAAAUAUCGAAUAUUAUCAGCAUCUUCUAAACAAGAAAGUAAUGAUUUAAGAUCAAUCGUUGAUUUAGGAUCAAAGAUAUUUGAUAUGAUGUACGACGAUGAUGCCGAUGAAGAAGAAUUUGAGAAAUUAAAAAAUGAUCUGACUGAAAUUCUUUCAGAAAUGGAUAAUAAAAGUGAUUCGUCUCGAAAAUUGAUUGACGAAAUUAAGAGUUCUAAAAUUAUGUCAGAAAUGCCAUCAACCGCUACAUUAUCUAUGAUGUUGUCAAUAAAGAAUCAAUAUUUGGACAAAUUAAUUGGGGUAGUUCCUUCUAAAUCUAACGAAGAAUCUGUAAAUCAAUCAAUUUUAAGAAAUACAAUAAGUGAACACGCUUUCCUUGCUGCUACGGUAACUUAUUUAUUGUCAUAUCAAGUAAUGCUUUUACAUAACUGAAUUAAUUUUUUCAUUUUUUUUGAUAGGGAGCUUUAGCAUAUUGGAAAAUGGCUCAUACAAAAUUUCGAGAAGUCAUUCCACGUAUAGUUGAAUAUUAUUUGGUACACCAGUUCUCUAUACGUCUAAAGAUGGAUUUACUUGGUUAUUUCAAACUAGUAGGACCAGAAGUGGACAAACAUGAUCCAAAUAGCAAUAAUCUGAAGGAUUUGUUAGGUGAAAACCCAGAAAAUGCAAGAAACCGUA
Rhizophagus irregularis DAOM 181602=DAOM 197198 is the source of this 2645-nucleotide messenger RNA. The record is from RefSeq and is a predicted model, not a curated record. NCBI's taxonomy places the organism in Eukaryota, Fungi, Glomeromycota, Glomeromycetes, Glomerales, Glomeraceae.